AGUGAAUAUUAACGUUUAGUUACGAAUGAAUGUUAAAGCGAAGUCGUGAAGGUUUGAAUUCGAAUAAAGAUGAAUACGGCGUUAAAACACUGGAAGGAAGCGGCGACGGUGAUCUUAGCAGCAGGAAUGAAACACAAGCGAGCGGUCGAGGCUCUGUGGAGAGACACAUCCGGGUCCCGCUCAGCUCUACUACAACAACAUGUACACGUACCCCCCAAAUCAGCCUUCGAUUAUGAAGUCCUGCUGCUCAAACGCAGCUCGAAAAGCGGCUUCAUGCCGAGCGCUUAUGUCUUCCCGGGUGGAAUCGUGGAGCCGGUGGACUUCUCGGCAGAAUGGCUGGAGCUUUUCAAAGCGUUUAGGCACUUACCGAACUUCGGAGUGUCCGUCGUGAAGCAGCCGAUCGAGAGCCGACCGCCGAUGUUCGCAGCCGAUCGUGUGCAGUUCGGCUCUCCCAUACCGGGAGACAUCGCGUUCAGAAUCUGUGCUGUCCGAGAGACGUUCGAGGAAUCCGGGGUUCUCCUGGUGGUCCCCACUGAUGAAGCAGAACAUGCCAAAUCUCGCAAUCAGUCCGACCAUCAGCUCACAGCACUGAGCGAUCGCUGGGAUAGAAGCUCGAUCUCCAAGUGGAGAUCACUGGUGCUCCAGAACUCAUCCAACUUCAUCCAGAUGUGUAAAGAACUCGAGUGUCUGCCUAAUAUUUGGGCUCUACAUGAAUGGGGGAACUGGCUCACCCCUGAUGGAGUCAAUUCCAAACAGAGACGGUACGACACAGCCUUCUAUAUGUGCUGUCUGAAGGAAAUCCCAACUACACUGCAGGACCAGAAGGAAAUCGUACAUUUUAAGUGGUCCUCUCCGUCUGAAAUACUUCACAGCUACCAAAACAGAGAAUUUUGGAUAGCACCACCUCAGUUCUACGACCUCGGUCGAAUGUGCAAUUUUCCUUUACUGAGUGACCUGCACGACUUUGCCAAACGGAGAUCAACAGAGGGCUGUGAGCAGUGGCUACCGGUCAUCCUUCCGGCUACCGACGGCAGCAUAACAGUAUUACCAGGUGACAGUCAGUACACAAACACAAUACCUGACGCCGGGAAGACUAGCAGCACCGCGGCACCCAAGAAACGUCUAGAACAGCUGCAGGAGGACACAGAAGGUUCCAACAUGCAUCGCAUCGCAUUCCAAAAUCUUUAUAAUGCCUCAGUCUAUGUGAACAUCAUACCCAAAUACAAACACCUGGCUCCCCUCACCAGCUCAGACCCGAAUGGUCUCUCUAAGCACAAUAGUAAGCUCUAAUGGUGCAUUUCUGACACUAAACAGAACGUAGGAACACUUACCUCUUGUCAUUUUGCACAAUAAAAUGCUUUAAAUACCUUCACUGGGGGGUCUUAAAUCAUUGCCAUCAAACAUUAUUGAUCAUGCAGUUCAGCACAUUACACCAUUCAUUAUCUGGUGGGUCUGAUUCAUGGGCAUAAGGUUGGAAACACCCUGGACAGGACUGACACCCACACACCUGGGGCUAUUUUUAGUAGCCCCAAUUGGCCUGACUGGAGGUCUUUGGACAUGUGGGAGGGAACUGGGGCACCCAGAGGAAACCCACACGGACACAGAAAGAACCCUGGCUGUCCAGCCAGGAAAUCGCUUAUCCAAUUAGAGUCGUGGGGGGAUACUGGAGCCUAUCCCAGCUUUUCAAUGGGCGCAAGGCGCACAGUAACACCCUGGACGGGGUGCCAGUCCAUCGCAGCACAGUGCAGACACACACACAUACACAUUCACCUAUAGGGCAAUUUAGUGUCUCCAGUUAACCUGACUGCAUGUUUUUUGACUGUGGGAGGAAACCCACACAGACACGGGGAGAACAUGCAAACUCCGCACAGAACGGACCCGGACCGCCCCGUCUGGGGAUCGAACCCAGAACCUUCUUGCUGUGACACCUAAUUGCAGUAUUAGGAGGUUUCUGUAAAGCUCAGAAAAUAUAUGUACACAAAGCUAUUUAAGGCUCUAAGUCGGCAUUAAACUGUAUCUGAAGUACUACUGCACUGUUACAUUUUUACCCAUCAUCCACUGCUGUUGAAAAAGGGUUAAGAUUUAUAACAUUGUCUAUAAAUUUGU
Messenger RNA from Trichomycterus rosablanca, 2106 nucleotides. RefSeq names its product nudix (nucleoside diphosphate linked moiety X)-type motif 19 (gene nudt19). The coding region runs from base 70 to 1290 and encodes 406 amino acids. Gene Ontology annotation, cellular component: mitochondrion. The record is from RefSeq and is a predicted model, not a curated record. The transcript has 3 exons. Lineage: Eukaryota; Metazoa; Chordata; Actinopteri; Siluriformes; Trichomycteridae. Gene Ontology annotation, molecular function: hydrolase activity, acting on acid anhydrides, in phosphorus-containing anhydrides.